AUGGGUCUGAAUGCUCGAGAAGUGGUGAGGGUCUUCGCGUGCAGCACACAGCUCUCGUUCAACCUGUCCAAGGAGAGGUACAACCUCAUGCUGGAGCCAAUCAAGAAGACGGCGCUCAGCCUGCAGCAUGAGAUGGACCAAAUGAAGAAUGCGCUUAGAUCUGUGCGUGAUAUAGUGGCACCUAUAGAGCUUGAGAUCGAGAACGUGGAAGAAGUAGCAAGGAAGCAGGAACAGAAUGAUAACUUGGAUCUUCUCUUCAAGACGUUAUUGCGGUCGUCAGGGAUUGAAACCAAGUAUCUAAAUAUCCCAGAAAAGGGUUUAGAAGAUCAUUUUCAAAAACUAUACGAAAAAAAGUUGGAAUAUAGAUGCGAAUAUGAGUUAACAGAAGCUAAAAAAGUUUGUAUUGAAGCAUUUUCCUUGGCUUACAAUACGUGUUGUGAUAAAGUGCGCCACGUCAAUGCCUGGCUGUUGUGUUGGCCUCUGAGAUUUAAAUACGCCUGCAAUUUCUUAAGCUUACUCCAACAGGGCGAUACUUGUGAUAGCAGGGAACAGAUGGAGCGAAGUAAAUAUGUGGACGUACACUCCAUGUCGUAUGUGAGGACCCAGCACAGUAAACUGGUGACGCAGAUCUUGAAGGUGAUGUUAGAAGUGGUGACAGCCACCACGUUCGUGAUGCUGGACCGCCUUUUCUACGAAGCUCUGGACGUGGUGCGCCAACAUGCACACCUCGAAAAAGCAGUCCAAGCCGUACGUACACACUACCUCUCUGGAGAGAACCUCCUCAGUUUGCGGAUGAAGUUCCCCUACUUGUUGGGCUGGUUGGAUGCUCUACCUGCUGCCAGGAUGACCUGCCUCAUAUGUGGAGAAACAGAACCUAGGACUGGUCAUCGGAUCCCAGGACGAUGGCACUGCUGCAGUCUGCCAACAUGUCCGUUUGUGUACUGUGCGGAGUGCUGGCAGGAGGCGGGAGGGCGCUGCCUCGCCUGCGACCCCUCCCUCAACGAGCUGAGUGACGUCGACUCCCUCAGCGAUGAUGAUUUGCUCCGAUAUUAA
Molecule: messenger RNA, 1053 nt
Organism: Spodoptera littoralis (African cotton leafworm)
Lineage: Eukaryota; Metazoa; Arthropoda; Insecta; Lepidoptera; Noctuidae
Source: the annotation of a GenBank genome assembly